UAUAUAUGCCGAUUGAUUGAUAUCACGUACGUACGUAUAUGCAGAGGGCGUCACUCUACACGACACACAUGGGGGAGGGUCUGCUGCCCCCGCUUCAUUGCACAAACAAACGUGGUCACGCAAACCAACCAACCACCAACCGCAUGGGAAGAGUCAACAAGGAGAGCGAACAAACGCAAAGCAAAGCCGGCCACAACACAACACAAUACAACAAAUGGCACAGCAUGAAACGGCACAGCAUGGCCAUCCGUCGCCUCCCUCCCUCCCUCUCCCCACCACCUAUCGCCUUGCAGGCGACCUGUUUGUCCGGUAGAAGAGUGGGCUGCGUUGGCCGCCCAGGUACGGCAGCCCCACCUCUCCCGGACCCGGGAAUGGCCGCGGACCCGGCGAUCUGUCGCGGAUGACGGGCCGUCUGUAGUAGGGGUACCCCCGCGCAGCGCUCCGGAUCCGCUCGGCUUGCGACGCCGGUGAAACGGUCACCGUCGGCGAGGAGGCUGUGGCUGCCGGCAACGGCAAGGAGGCGGCGAGAGCCGUGACCGACGGAGGGGACCCCGAGCUGGGCGAACUGCACAAAAGACACAUGGAGCAGGGAGGGAUGGCGGCCGUGUACGUGUCAGGUGUUGUGGGUGCGGUGCCCCAGCCAGCGCACCUGAAAGUUUGUGAUGGCGGCUCGUAUAUGGUGGGGCACUCUGUGGCCUUGGGCGUGUUCUUCUUGGAGGGCGGGGAGCGGCCGCCAGCCUUGCGGGGCGACUUGCCAUCCUCGCCCCGGAUCUGGUGAAUGAAUGAAUGAGUGAAUGACACAAGCGCAUAUGCGUGGGGUGUGCGUGUGUGUACCUGGUGCUCGAGCUCCUGCAGUGACUCUUGCCGCAGGUUGUGGGGCCAGUGGAUCGGGUGAGAACGAGAUUGCCUGACAAGCGCACAGACAGACAGACAGACCGACAGACAGACACGUUGAUUUCUCAAAUGUGCGACCCCUGGCUGCCUUCCUCACGAGCACCUCUUGACGAGCUCGGGUUUCUCGGGCAGGUUGCAGUGCUGGUAGAAGAGAACAUACGCCUUGGGCGUCACCACCUGACUCUCAGACACCUCACGGACGUCCUCGUCGUCAUAUCGGUACCACCUGCACACAAAACAGGGAGGGUGUGCAUGCGUCUCUCUGUGUGCCCUCGCCGCGCCUCACUCACUUGUCCCGGAACUGGUGCUUGCAGACGGAAGUGUAGUGGCCGAAAUUCAGUGUCGCACCUGCGAUGCGAUGCCACAAACAACGAGCAGCCAGACAGACAGACAGACAUGCAUGCCAUCUGGGUGCGCCUGACCUCUCUCUCUCUCUCUCUCUCUCUCUCCCCCUUACCGCUGUGAUUGACAACGCCGUAGAGCUGGUAGAGGGGCUGGCCCUUCUGCUCCGACUUGACGAACUUGGCGAAGUUGACCGUUGUGGGGAAGUCGACUAGCUGCUGCAGCUUGGACGACCGGCGGCCUGCGAAGCGGAAACGUUUGAGGUGGAGGAUCAGGAUGAGCGGCAGCUUCCAGAUGUCGAUCUUCUUGGUCGCCUCCCGGAACGCCUUGCAGUGGGGGCAGUACCAGCACUCAUCGCCCGUCAACGACUCCUCCGCACGAAACGCUGAUCGAUCGACGAUAGAUAAAUCAGUGAGGAAAGAAACAGAGAACGGGGCAGAUGCAGAAAGGUGUGCGCGUGUGUGGAUGGAUGGAUGGAUUGAUGGACGUACCUUCGAUAGCCUCGUCGAUGGAGUGGACGGCGUUGCCGUCGCCGUCCUCGAGCGGGAGGCUCAAAAACAUGAAGGGGUCGUACCGGAUGUUGAAGUCGUGACACGUGUUGCACUGCACCACCGAACGCAGCUGGCCCUGCAAGAUGUCCACCAAAUACGACUUGUUCCUGCACACAAACAAACCACCAAUCGAUCAGACAGACGGCAAUGUCGCCAGCAGAUUCUGUCCAGACUCCCCCCUCGUCCACCCACCCACCCACCCACCUAGGUACCUACCUGCGCAGGUGUCUGGACCACGCCUCAGCCGCCAGUUUCUCCUCUCGCUUCCCUUCAGAGAGGGUCUUGCGAGUGACGUCGGGCUCCUCCACGUAUGGCUUCUUGAUCACGCGGUUCAAGUCCUCGUGGAGGCCAUCCAACAUCGUCACUAACAACUCCUGCGCCAGAAUAGCCACACACAGAGGAAAGAGAGGGAGAGGGAGAGAGAGAGGGACAGAGGUAGGGAGAGAGGUGGGCCAGGGCAGCUGGUGCGUCAGGCCAGUGUGCGGUGCGUGCAGAUGAGAUGGCCCCCCUCACCCCACCUGUGCAUCUUGCUGCUCAUAUCCGCGGAAGAGGUCGUUGACGCCGCCCAGCACCUUCUUGAUAUUCUUGGGCGGCACCUCACGCACCCCGGACGUCAGCCACAGCUGACGCAUCAAGCUCGAGUACUCGUGCGUCAGCUUCCCACCCGUCCCCAUCACAUUCACUGACACACACCAGACACGCAACAGACAAAGAAAAGACAAAAUGCUUGCAUUGGCUCACUUGCUGCACUGCAUCACAUCAUCGAUCGCAUCAUCUCAUCUCGCGUGUACGUACGUACGUACGUACGUACGUACCUGUGUUGAUUUCCUUCUCGUAUGCAAAUUUGUCGGCAUCUGGUUCCAGAGCCAGGAAGUAGUCGGUGAGGAUGGCCGUGUUGGACAUGCACUGCAGCGCCGAGUUCAUGUAGCACGUGUUGCCCAGGUUUGUCAAGCCCACCAAACCCGCAUUUGCUGGCCUAUUGGACCAAUCCAACCAACGAUACAAAACAAACAAUGUUGCAAUGCAGUGCAGGCCAGGCCAGGCACUCACACACAGAGUGAAUGCUGUUCGGCCUCCCUCCCUGCCUCUUUCAUCCAUGUGUAUGGCGUCCGCCCACCUCGUCACUUGGCGAUACACCUUCACCGGCGAGUCUGCGCCGUCGUAGUGUCUGCCGAUGAUGCGACGCUGUCGAUCGGGCGAUGGCGACUGACUCGACGGCAGGCGGUGGGAGGACGUGUGACCCACGCGAGCCGGGGGGUCGACCACAGGCGUGGCUCUGAACGACACAACAGACGAAGGGGCGCAAUCCGAUGCUUUGGGUGCAUGGCUCCUGCGUGGCCCUCACCGUGUGUCCAGCUCCAUCUCGUCAUCCACGUUGUCCAUCGACCCAUUCUCAUCGCUAUUGAUUCUCCGGUGCAGCGUGGGCAGCAUCGGCAGGCCCUGAAACAGAGAUGAGAGGACGUCAGGGCAUGUUCAAUGGAGCCUCUCUUUUUCUUGCUACCGUCAACACAGGACAACAGGAGCCCUCAACUCAAUGAUUUGCCUUGCGGAGAGAGG
Vitrella brassicaformis is the source of this 3344-nucleotide messenger RNA. The record is from the annotation of a GenBank genome assembly. NCBI's taxonomy places the organism in Eukaryota, Vitrellaceae.